Molecule: messenger RNA, 1418 nt
Organism: Neurospora crassa OR74A
Lineage: Eukaryota; Fungi; Ascomycota; Sordariomycetes; Sordariales; Sordariaceae
Product: 60S ribosomal protein L24
Exons: 3
Coding region: 160-630 (156 amino acids)
Biological process (GO): cytoplasmic translation
Cellular component (GO): cytosolic large ribosomal subunit
Molecular function (GO): structural constituent of ribosome; mRNA binding
Source: RefSeq, a predicted model, not a curated record
CUGAAGUGGACCACAUGGUCCGUGCGGCCAGCCUAUCACAAGGCAGCCCUAUCGCACAACCUCGCUGCGGAAAGAAAUUGAGGAAAAUCGACGCUGGAACAUUGCACCUUCGAGGAAGCAUCUCCCGACAACCGACAAUCUCGACAGCAAACCGCCACAAUGAGAACGUACGACGAUACCUUCUCCGGCCAGAGGAUCUACCCUGGAAAGGGUAAGCUGUACGUCCGUGGCGACAGCAAGAUCUUCCGUUUCCAGAACGGCAAGUCCGAGUCGCUUUUCCUCCAGCGCAAGAACCCCCGCCGCAUUGCCUGGACUGUCCUCUACCGCCGCCAGCACAAGAAGGGUAUCUCUGAGGAGGUCGCCAAGAAGCGCUCCCGCCGUACCGUCAAGGCCCAGCGUGCCAUCGUCGGUGCCUCCCUCGAGGUGAUCAAGGAGCGCCGCUCCAUGCGCCCUGAGGCCCGCUCCGCCGCUCGUCUCGCCGCCAUCAAGGAGUCCAAGGCCAAGAAGCAGGAGACUCAGGCCGCCAAGAAGGCUGAGAAGGCCAAGAACGCUGCCAACCCCAAGGCCCGUGUCACCUCCAAGCAGGGUGCCAAGGGUGCGCCCGUCAAGGUCGCUGCCAAGUCCCGUUAAAUGCGGUCUUGUCGGUCGGGGGACACGAUGAUGUGAAGGGAGAAUGGAAUGUCUUUACGGUCCUGCGUGGCAAGCUGGAAGGGAUACGCGGAGUCGGUCUGGUCGGUUCUCGGUUCUUUUUUUUUGCCUGCACUCAGCUGGAGGGUUUUCGUCUCGUUUAACGAAAACAAUACAACAGCUUGGUUUCUGGAAGGGCCGGUUGCAUGGAUCCCUGCGUCUAACGGAUAUGACAUCAAACGCUUUGCAUGGGUAGCUUAACAGAAUGCCGACUUAUGCAUUGGUCAAAGACGAACAAAAUCCAUAUCCCACCUCCCUGUGAUACUAGGGAGGCGAGAAAAAGUUUUGGGGCCGUUGGGACGAAGGAACAGGGACCUGGCAAUCAUAAUAUAACGCUGCGCUUCAGCGGGCAAAAGGCAUAUCACGCGGCUUCUAUUCUCUAUACCUCGUGAUACUCUAUCAAGCAAAUACCCAGUCACAACAAGAGUAUCCCGCGACUAUCAUCGCGUUCCCCUUGACAUUUGUUUUGGUUCCUAUUACUUCUCUACUUGGUGUGGUGGGUAAGUCUAAUUAGGUAAAGCAGGUAUUGAACACAUAUUGUCUGUGCAAAAAAGUGCCUGGCAGGGGGGUUUCUACUUUUGCUCCCAACCACAGUAUAUGAGUUUUGCCGGUGUAGAUGAUUACUGUUUGCCUUUGUUUUGUUUCUUUGCUUUGGCUUUUCCAUGCCCCCUUUUUCUCUAUUUAGAGCUUAGCCAGGACACCGUCGGCACCAGUGUUGGCGAUGCUCUUAG